AUGGCAGAAGUAUCGAGUGCCACCAAGAGAACUACCUCUAGCUCGGUGUUCGUCAACGGCUGGACAUAUAUCUUUCUGAACCGGCCAGAUACCGACUACAUCGACUUUUUCAAAUUCAAGAGACCCGCGGAUGCGAAGAACUCGCGAGGUGAAUGCGGCGCAAAAGAUGGAAGGCUCGAGGCUAGACCAGGGCCUCUCUCAGCACUCGUCUUCUCGGACAACUCAAUCAGACUGUACUAUACUGGACCUGGUAAGGCCGGAGGGGAUCCUGUUCUCAGAGAAGCCAAGCUCGCCAACGCUGGCUCUGACAAUGCGGAUCCCUCGAAGGAUUGGCUGAAACCGGGUCCAGCUAACAAAGAAUUGGCUUUUGAGAGCGACAUCGGGUGGAAAACUCGAACCAUCGAUGCUUUAUCAUUCGUUUCUGCCUCCACGAGGAUUGACGAGGACCAGAACAACAAAGCAGUCGCAUCUGUGACAUACAAGGCCGCCGGCGACGAUUACUUCCAGUAUACGUACCAAAGUAAGAACGGAUGGGCUAGUCUCAAGCUAUAG
Molecule: messenger RNA, 552 nt
Organism: Endocarpon pusillum Z07020
Lineage: Eukaryota; Fungi; Ascomycota; Eurotiomycetes; Verrucariales; Verrucariaceae
Exons: 2
Coding region: 1-552 (183 amino acids)
Source: RefSeq, a predicted model, not a curated record